Messenger RNA from Helianthus annuus (common sunflower), 1116 nucleotides. Its product is annotated as exosome complex component RRP41 homolog. Lineage: Eukaryota; Viridiplantae; Streptophyta; Magnoliopsida; Asterales; Asteraceae. Gene Ontology annotation, cellular component: nucleolus; nuclear exosome (RNase complex); cytoplasmic exosome (RNase complex). The coding region runs from base 70 to 795 and encodes 241 amino acids. The transcript has 10 exons. Gene Ontology annotation, biological process: U4 snRNA 3'-end processing; poly(A)-dependent snoRNA 3'-end processing; nuclear mRNA surveillance. The record is from RefSeq and is a predicted model, not a curated record.
UAAGGGAUCUACAAUUUAUCCAAGCCCUAAACAUUUAGUCACACACAAUCGCACAGAGGAGCAGCAGCAAUGGAGUAUGUGAGCCCUGAAGGACUUCGUUUGGAUGGACGCCGUCCCAUGGAGAUGAGACAACUUAGAGCAGAACUUGGUGCUGUUUCCAGAGCGGACGGUUCGGCGGUUUUUGAGAUGGGGAACACCAAAGUUAUUGCUGCGGUUUAUGGUCCCAGAGAGGUCCAAAAUAGGAGCCAACAGAUUAAUGAUAAGGCACUGAUUAGGUGUGAGUAUACGAUGGCUAAUUUCAGUACAGGAGACCGCAUGAGAAAACCCAAGGGUGACAGGAGAUCCACUGAAAUUUCUUUGGUUAUUCGCCAAACAAUGGAAGCAUGCAUAAUGACUCACCUAAUGCCCCGUUCACAGAUCGACAUUUUUGUCCAAGUUCUUCAAGCAGAUGGCGGAACGAGGUCGGCUUGCAUAAAUGCUGCAACAUUGGCCCUUGCAGAUGCUGGCAUUCCGAUGUGUGACCUUGUUACUUCGUGUAGUGCUGGGUAUCUUAACAGCACACCUCUGCUUGAUCUAAAUUACGUGGAAGAUAGUGCCCGGGGGCCUGAUGUUACUGUAGGAAUUCUACCUAAGUUAGACAAAGUGACUCUUCUUCAGAUGGAUGCCAAGUUGCCAAUGGAUAUAUUUGAAAAUGUCAUGCAACUUGCAACCGAAGGCUGCAAAGCGGUGGCAAAUUACAUCCGAGAAGUGUUGUUGGAAAACACAAAACAACUAGAAAACCGGCGUGGUGUAUAGCUUGACGGUAGGUGAAGUUCUAAAUGUUCUUCCGUUAUUUUUUUCAACUUUUUGGGUCGGUUUAGAAGGUAAUGCUGCUAGCCAUAUGACUGAUCUGCAUUUUCUGGGAACAUCUCGAUCGAUGAAUCUGCUCAAUGGGAGUUUUUGGUCAUAAACUUCACAAGGUAAAAAUGUACAAGAACAAACAUGAUACUUCCGAGGAUAUUGUUUGCAGUUGGAAUUUUUAAGCAGCAUUUGAACAUGUCUCAUGGUUAGAAGUUUGUGUGUUGAAAAAAAUGUAUUCGAAAUGGAACUUGCUUUCUAUCUUCAUUGUGUUUUGAA